GAGCUGCAGCUUAGAGGUGGAUAAAGUUCGUCUCCACGUUGGAAGUGAUAGAAAGUAUUAUCCCUAUUCAGGCGCUGUUUCUGGUUUUGAGGGAAGGAGGGUAAAUCAAAGCGGAUACUCGAGGUGUAAAAACACUGACCCUCGGCGGCGGGACAGCUACGGGGUUUUUUUUUUGUUCAUGAUCGCGAGGCUCACAAGAGAAAAGUUUUCUCAGGACGCGAAGUUGUCAAGUGAGUUGAACUUCAACAAUAGGCGGACUCUGUCACAAGACAGUUGAGAGAUAGGGAGUCACAGGACAUAUGUGACCAGCUGAACUUCUUUUCUUUAAUGAGAGUAGACCUCCCUCAAGGUGAUAAAAACUUUAUGUCCAGAAAAAUGGAAGCGACUUUCUACGACGAAGCCGUGAAUGCUUCCAACUCUCAGCAUGACGGGACGACGGUGUAUGGGUUCAAUCCCAAAACCCUCAAACAGACCAUGACCCUGAACCUAAACGACCCGAAGAACUUCAAACCCCAGCUGAGCUCCAAGGCCCUGGACAUCCUGACGUCCCCUGAUGUCGGGCUGCUGAAGCUGGCCUCGCCUGAACUGGAGAGACUGAUCAUCCAGUCCUGCAGCGGGCUGACGACUCCCACCCCGACCCAGUUCGUCUGCCCCAAGAACAUCACAGACGAGCAGGAGGGGUUCGCCGAGGGGUUUGUGAGAGCACUGGCUGAGCUCCACUAUCACCAGCAGGGACCCGCCGUCCACCCCGACGCACAGGCCGGCGCGACCAGCAGCAUGGCACCCGGCCCUGCUGCGUCCGAGAGCGGCGGGGUUACCUACAGCUGCACGGUGCGCGCCGACCCGCCGGAGUACACAAACUUGGGCACUUUCAGGGGAGCUGUGGGCUCUGCGUCUGCACCUGCCAGCGAGAGGCACCCACCUAUGAAUUACCCAUCCGCCCCACAGCCGUCCCACAACCACAUGGACCACCAGCUGGCGGCAGCCCAGCACUCGCGGCUACACGCGCUCAAAGAGGAGCCGCAGACGGUGCCCGAGAUGUCCGGUGACACCCCGCCGCUCUCCCCCAUCAACAUGGAGAGCCAGGAGCGCAUCAAAGCGGAGAGGAAGCGCAUGCGGAACAGGGUGGCCGCGUCCAAAUGCCGGAAAAGGAAGCUGGAGAGGAUCUCUCGGCUGGAGGACAGGGUCAAAAACCUGAAGAGCCAAAACACCGAGUUGGUUUCCUCUGCCAACGUCCUCCGGGACGAGCUGGCUCUGCUCAAGCAAAAGGUCAUGGACCACGUUAACAGCGGCUGCCAGCUCAUUUUGACGCAGCAGCUCCAAGCUUUCUAGACUGCCGAGAGGAAAAGAACCAAGGGACAUUUCUUGGGGACCAAAUGCAGCUUAAAGUGGGCCCGUUGGGCUUUGCGGGAGGAGUCCCUGUGUCUCAUUUCAUUUUUCCACCAAAUUAUCCGCUCAGGCUGCACCCACAAAGGGCAACGAAUGGAGACUGACAUGAUACUUGUAAUUGGUCAGUAUGAUGAAAUAUUACAGAGCAGAGGCCACCAAACUUAUGGCAAGGACGCACACAGCUCAGAGGGGACAUUUGCUCCAAAUAACCUUUUGAUGUGACUUGGCACUUCAGUCUUUCUUUUCCAUUCAAAACUACAAGAUCAAAUUGAGUCAAUCCAAGGUAGCAUGGCAAGUGCCCAUACCUUAUACUAAUUUUAAAUUGAUAAAGUCCCAUGCAGUCCUGACAGAGCCUGCGUGGGAUCAAAUUGCAAAGGGGACAGAAACACAAUGUGAACGAGGCCAUGGCCCUGCAAAUAUCCCACUAUGUCAAGUAGCAGUUUAUGCAUAUAGACUUGAGUCGAGCACUGAGCAUCCCACCAGCGACUAUACAGUAUGUACAGAGUAACACUAAAAAAAAAAAAAAAGUUUCACACCUUUACCCAAGGACUCUUAUAGGUGUGUGUGUAGCGUUUACUGACAAAACUGCCUUACUUUCUUAACCCUUAUGUUCAUACAAGUUUGUGAUAAUAGGUGUAACUAAUGUUAGACCUGAAAUAACACUUUGUAAUAUUUGUACGCUGUAUUUUGAGCACUUCAGAACUGUACAUAUGACAAAAUAAAAUGUUGGACACGC
Molecule: messenger RNA, 2125 nt
Organism: Dicentrarchus labrax (European seabass)
Lineage: Eukaryota; Metazoa; Chordata; Actinopteri; Moronidae
Product: transcription factor Jun
Exons: 1
Coding region: 328-1332 (334 amino acids)
Biological process (GO): regulation of cell cycle; regulation of transcription by RNA polymerase II; regulation of cell population proliferation
Cellular component (GO): transcription regulator complex
Molecular function (GO): RNA polymerase II cis-regulatory region sequence-specific DNA binding; transcription factor binding; DNA-binding transcription factor activity, RNA polymerase II-specific
Source: RefSeq, a predicted model, not a curated record